This is a messenger RNA of Zingiber officinale, 1442 nucleotides long. RefSeq names its product lipid phosphate phosphatase gamma-like. NCBI's taxonomy places the organism in Eukaryota, Viridiplantae, Streptophyta, Magnoliopsida, Zingiberales, Zingiberaceae. The transcript is spliced from 3 exons. The coding region runs from base 161 to 841 and encodes 226 amino acids. Gene Ontology annotation, biological process: protein N-linked glycosylation; lipid biosynthetic process. Gene Ontology annotation, molecular function: dolichyldiphosphatase activity. Gene Ontology annotation, cellular component: intracellular membrane-bounded organelle; endoplasmic reticulum membrane. The record is from RefSeq and is a predicted model, not a curated record.
GUGAAGACGUGGAGCAUGGACGGCCCAAUUCAAUUCAACUCCCCAACCAACUUCUAUUGACCUUCGCCGACCAUCAGCCGGAUCAAAUCAUCGUGCACCUUCCUUCCUCCGCCUGCCCCGUUGCCGGCGACCACCGAUCUCACCGUUUCGAAUAGAAUUGAUGGACGGCGUACCGGCCGCAGCGGCGCUGAAGGCGGUGACUCUGACCCACGUCCGUUACCGUCGGGGUGAUUCCUUAGGUUACGUCCUGGCGUGGGUCUCUCUCAUCCCGGUCUUCAUCAGCCUCGGCGGAUUCGUCUCCAACUUCAUCUUCCGACGGGAGCUUCAGGGCGUCUUCUUCGCCUUCGGCCUCCUUCUCUCCCAGGUACUCAACGAACUCACCAAGUCCUCUAUCCAGCAGUCGCGCCCCUCCGCGAUGUGCGCUGUUCUCGAGGUAUGCGACUCCCACGGAUGGCCCUCUAGUCACUCCCAGUACAUGUUUUUCUUCGCCUCCUACUUCACGCUCCUCUGCCUCCUCAACGGGGCCGGCGUCUCCUCUCCCCGCUCGAGGCAUCUCCUCGCUCUUCUUCCCUGGCCUGCGGCCUUCCUCACCCUUUACUCCCGCGUGUACCUAGGGUACCACACCGUUGCCCAGGUAAUCGCUGGAGCGACGCUUGGAAUGGUACUCGGAGCUGCGUGGUUCUGGAUAGUAAACACGAUGCUCGUGUAUUACUUUCCGGCAAUUGAAGAGAGCGCGAUUGGGAGGUUCCUCUACAUCAAGGAUUCCUCACACAUCCCCGACGUGCUCAAAUUCGAGUAUGACAAUGCAAGGGCUGCAAGGAAGAAAUUGGCCAUAGAUUGAAAUUGGAUCUCUGUUUAUUGUUUUUGCAAUAUAUAGGUUGACUUAAACUCAACAAACAGAAGCACACAAGAAACGGAAUGUCCAAAGGCACAUUGGGAUCUUAAAAGAUUAUCUUGUUCCUGCUCUUCUUGCUUCUGCUAAUUGUAUUGUGUGACCUGAUGAUGGCUUUAAGACAAGUGAAUCGGGUUUUCCUAUAUUUAUUAUGAUAUUGUCCUCCACUUAAUGGCGACUUCAUUUGAAAUUUGACAAGGGAUAAUUGGUAUUUGAAAUAUGGCAUUGAUAUUUCACUUAGAUAUCCUUGACUAUAUAAGUUAGCAAAUAAUUCUCAUUGUGAAAAUUAGAAAAUCAUAUAACAGCCAUGUCCAGCAUAAGUUGGAUAGGUAUUUUCUUCGGGACUAAUUUUGGAUGGCUAAAUUCACUCGACACCUUGGAUGAUCUGCUCAAUUGGAUGGCUAGACCAUUUGCCUCUUCAUUCAACCUCCUUUUGUUCGCUUGUUCUUUAAUUUUCAAUUGAAUACUAAUCUUUCAAGGUGUUUUUUUUCUAUGUUUGCAGAACUCACCGUGAAGCCUGCACUUCGUAUUUCGAACAUAUGAUUAUUUA